This is a messenger RNA of Numida meleagris (helmeted guineafowl), 2414 nucleotides long. It is a transcript of the gene TERF2IP, whose product is annotated as TERF2 interacting protein. The transcript has 3 exons. The record is from RefSeq and is a predicted model, not a curated record. Gene Ontology annotation, cellular component: shelterin complex. Gene Ontology annotation, molecular function: telomeric repeat DNA binding. Gene Ontology annotation, biological process: telomere maintenance via telomere lengthening; regulation of DNA-templated transcription. The coding region runs from base 26 to 1243 and encodes 405 amino acids. NCBI's taxonomy places the organism in Eukaryota, Metazoa, Chordata, Aves, Galliformes, Numididae.
GAGCUGCGCGGCAGCGGGGCUCAGCAUGCCGCGCUCCGACGGAUGGUCGAGCGGAUUCGCACACCGGUCAGCCAGACGUACGCUUCACCUCACCUGCCCUGCCUUGCCCUUUCACUCCUCCCCAGCCCCGCCGGCCCGCCCACCCUCACUUUUUACUGAGGCGCGACUCGGCGUCCGCCGGAUCGAACUCGCGUUCCGCCGCGGCCGCCAUCUUCCCAGCUCUGUCCCGCGCUUCCGGCACCGGUGCGCAUGCGCAGCGAGCGCGGAGAUGGCGGCGCCCUCGCGGAAGGUGUUUGUAUGGGACGAUGGCACACCCAUGCGCUUCUACAUACGGCCCGGGAUGGCCAAGCUCCGCCUGGCGCCGCUGCUGCUGGCGGGGGGCGCGGGGCUGUGCCGAGUACAGGAGCCGGGCGCCGUGCACCUGGUGCAGCCCGGGGAGCUGGCGCCUGACGGGGCCGUCUCCACCGAGUACGUGGUGGCGUGCGUGGAGAGGCAGCGGAGGCUGCCGCUGGACCUUUACCGGCAGAGCGGCCCCGCGCCGCUCACCGCCUCGCCGCGCGGCCGCCUCCCCUUCACCGAGGCGGAGGACGCGGCGCUGCUGCAGGCCGUGCGCGAGCGGAGCGGGGCGCGGGUGAGUGGCACGACGCUAUGGAAGGAACUGGAGUGCGCCGGGCUGACGCGGCAUAGCUGGCAGGCCAUGCGCGACCGCUACCUGCGGCACCUGCGGCCGCUGUACCGGGAGCCCCAGCAGACAGAGGAGGCCGCGGCGCCGAUGGGCAUUUUCGAGGCAGCGAAUCGGGAGUUUGAGAGCUCCGGGUCAGAAAGUGACACCUCGGACACUCCAGAAGAACUUCCUAUGCAAAAUGGAGAAGGAAUGUUUUCAGGGGAAGCAGUAUCUGGACUGAAGGACUGUGCUCUCCCUACUGCUCAAGAAGAAAAUAAACAAACACACACUUGCCCUGAUUCUAGCAAAGUUGAAGAAGCAGCACAAAUUAUUCAGCACUUUGUGGAGGAGUUCCACACGGACCUGCUCACUGUUAUGCAGGCCUUUUUGAAAAACAGUGGUGAAGUGGAGGCUACUUCAUACUACCUGCAUGCAGGGCAACGCUCAGAUGGGUACCCUGUGUGGAGCAGAGAGGAUGACCUGGAAUUGCAAAAGGAUGAUGAGGAUGUCAGAAGUAAAUUGAUAGCAAAAUUUGGAGCUGAAAAUGUAGCAAGGCGAGUAGCAUUUAGGAAAAGUUAAAAUAGCAAAGCAGAGUGAAAUGACCAAUCUAGAACAGUGGCAAGAAUGUACUUUUCUUUGUUUUUUUAAGUCACUUCAGAAUAGUACUUUAGAAUUUCCCAUCACACUUGCAUUUCUAAAAGUUUCAGAAAUGCUUUAAAAUAAUGUUUAUAAAAGGUGGCUGUUGUACUGCAUUCAGAAUAUACUGAAGCAUAAGUAAAAAUGGUGGAGAGGUCCUAUCCAGUAUCAAGUUCUCUCACUGCAAAUUUGAUUUUUAAACUGUAUAUCUACUACGUACUUCUGACAGUCUGACCUGUACUUUGCUGUAUGCAAAGGAUUUUGAACAUGGUUGGCUAAGUUUCAUUCAGUUUUCUUCUAAAGCAUUAUUAGUGUGCUGUCUGUUACAUGUGUCAUUUCAGAGUGCUGCAGACAAUCAUCUAAGAACCUGCUCUGCUGGCUAUUUUCAUUAUCUUUUGUUGUUGUUGUAGCUGAUGUGUGGUGGAAGUACCAGUGAAAGUUUAAUAGCUUAAAAAGAGGGUCAAGAGCAUUCAUGCUAGAAGACUUAUUUGAGGCACUUGGUCUAAUGAAUCAACACUGAGAUCUGGGAAUGGCCAAAAAUGUUCCCUGGGCUAUUAUAAUAGUCAUUCUUACAUUACAGUGAUCCCUCAAGCCAGCAGGCAGUCACUGGAGUUUUUAUUACCACUUUAAUAUGUGUUCUCCAGCACUAAUAUUGCAGGAUUUGUUUAAUAACAUUAAACGUAUCAUCUGGCUUUACCAUUUCAAAACCAGUGAUCAGCUCUUCCCUAGCUACAGGUUGAAGAGUCCCAAAAUCCUCAAUCUAGGUGGAGUAACCUAGUAUCUGUCUCAGACUUAAAGUAAAAAAUGUGCUCGGAGUAUCAGCUUUGUCAUGUUAGAAGGAGUGAGAAAAUUUCCAAUAUACAGUCACAAUCCAAAAAAUUCAGUUACUUCAACCUGAAAUUGCGCUCUGGUCUCUAUUUAAAUAUUAUUUCAACAAUCACUCAAAGCAACAGCUUAGCACUAGUUGUUUAUAACUCCUUUAAGUCUGGAAUUCAGUCAUCCUUUUGGUGAAGUAAAAUGGGCCCCUUUGAUUAUUGACUUGUUUUAUCUUAACACUUUAGAAGAGCAAACUCUGACUUUAUACCAAUAAACUUGACAUUUAUUUAUAAACAAA